AUGGAACCAAGUGAAACUCCAAUGAAAAAAAGAACAUGACUUCAAAAUAUUGCAUUGCACAACAAUGGUCUUCAAAGAAUCUAGCUACUUUCAGGCAGCCCUUCCGAAUGUCCAAGCUAUUACUACUAGUACUUGCUCAUGUAUCACUAACUAUUUGUCUCUAACAUAUACGGGAGAAGGCAGAAAUGCGUAAACAACAGAUUUGCAUAAACACAGUCAUCAGGAAUUGGCUUCUCAAGGUACGGUCCAUACCCAAAGAAAAGCCCCGGUAGUUUACAACCGGAUCAGUAUCGAGAAGUGAGAGUUUUGUCAUCACAGCUG
Molecule: messenger RNA, 321 nt
Organism: Linum tenue
Lineage: Eukaryota; Viridiplantae; Streptophyta; Magnoliopsida; Malpighiales; Linaceae
Source: the annotation of a GenBank genome assembly